Molecule: messenger RNA, 2043 nt
Organism: Alternaria alternata
Lineage: Eukaryota; Fungi; Ascomycota; Dothideomycetes; Pleosporales; Pleosporaceae
Product: MFS general substrate transporter
Exons: 3
Coding region: 409-1974 (521 amino acids)
Biological process (GO): transmembrane transport
Molecular function (GO): transmembrane transporter activity
Source: RefSeq, a predicted model, not a curated record
UGGUGACCGCCGAGCGAAGAUGGGGCGAGCUUCUGUCGGCUCCAUCUCCACUCGACCACCCUAGCUACUACCUGCGACGAACUUUAGGCUUGGUGCUUGUCAGAAGCUUGUCUCCCAAGAAGCCUUGCACUUAGAGGUUAUUGUUCCCUGGUGUACUGUGACAGCAAGGUCGGUUUCACCGUAUUCGACGUGUACCCUGCGAAUAGCUGCGUUGUCCCGUCUUCUGGCCAUACGACUCGCACUCAAACUACGACAGAGAAAAGUUGCAACCAGAGCGAAGAGUGUGAAGGCGUGUGUAAGCAACUGGGUGACUGAUGCUUAGUCGCCAUCUUUACAUCCGUCGAUACAGCUUAUAAGCCAGACCGGCAACGCUAGCUCCGUCUUCGCCUUGGCUUAUCGUCCGUGGCCAUGGCUUCCCCAACAUCAACUUCGAGGUCUUCGACAAGUCUGAGCUCGCAAGCUGUCGACGAGAAGCGCGAUCGACCAUUGAGUCCAGAUAUCUCAGGAACACAUCCUUCACAGCCAGAUUCGAAGUCUAGUCCUACGUUCAUAUCUUGGGCCUCAUCGACCGACUCUUCGAAUCCUUUCAACUUCUCUUCCUCGAAAAAAUGGCGCACGACGCUUCUAGCCUGUACCAUGACAUUCGUCGUACAAGUCUCAGGAACAAUGCUCACAUCCGCCGCCGAGCAAAUCAACACCAGCUUCAAUAUCAGCGACGAGGCAUUCCCACACUCCUACUGGCCAGUGUUGAGUUGGAACCUGGGAGUUUGUACGCUUACAUUUAGACUCUUGGGACUGCCUUUGAUGGAGAACUUUGGGGUACGGUGGAGUUAUCUGGUCAUCUACGCAGUUCUGAUCAUCUUCAUCAUUCCACAAGCGUUAGCCAAAAACUUCGCGACAAUCAUUGUAACGAGGAUCAUUACAGGUUCUUGCUCGGGUGUGCUUGCCAAUAUAACGUCGGGCAUUGUGAGUGAUAUAUGGAAAGACGGAAGAGCGAAGAGUUUCGGUACCUCACUUUAUAUUUUCGCCCUGCUUGCGGGUCUUAACAUGGGGCCUGUUUUCGGGAGUUUGGUAGUGCAGUAUACGACCUGGCGAUGGGUCUUCCUAAGCCAGAUCAUCUUCUAUAGCGCCCUUAUACCGGUGCUGUUCUUCCUCCUCCCCGAGGUUCGACCCGAUGUCAUCCUCACUCAGCGUGCACGUCGUAUUCGCGCAGAGACUGGAAAAGAGGUGUAUGCACAGGCGGAGAAAGAGCAUACAAAUUUUGGUGAGAUCCUUAGGGAGACGCUUGUCAGACCCACACGCAUGCUCUGUACCGAAGGCGUAGUUCUGUCUUUUGGAAUGUGGAGCGCUUUCUGCAUCGGCACAGCGUUCAUGUUCACACAGUCCAUCGUGCAAGUCUUCUCGGAGUUGUACGGCUGGUCUUUCUUCGGCACGGGUCUUGUGCAGUCCGCAGUCGUGAUUGGGGAGCUUAUCGGCCUUGUCGCAUCCCUAGUUCAAGAUCGAAUCUACUUCGCAUCCGCGAAACGCAACACGGAUACACCAGGAAAACCGAUUCCUGAAGCACGACUCUAUCUCAGUAUUCCAGCUUCGUUUAUUGGUCUAAGCGGCGGACUGUUCUACUUCGCGUGGACGUCCUACGCUUCUAUAUCAUGGAUUGUACCUAGUAUAUCGCUCGCCUUUAUUGGUUUUGGUAUGUUCUGCAGCACGGCUGGAGUGACGACGUAUGUGGUUGAUGCGUACGCAAAAUACGCUGCUAGUGCCAUUGCAGGCAUUGCAUUCCUUGAGAACUUCAUGGCAGCGUUCUUACCGCUUGCAACCCAGAGUAUGUACCGUACGUUGGGCUUCCAAUGGGCGAGUAGUUUGUUGGGCUUCAUUGCAUUAGCACUGAGUUUCAUUCCUUUGAUAUUGUUGAGAUUUGGGAAAAGCAUACGUGGAAAGAGCCCAUUCAUGAGUGAAGCGGGGUACGAAGAUUGAGUGUUAAGAUCGUUUGAUGAUUGUUAAAUAUCAAGACAAAGAAGAGAAGACGUAUCUUGCUUGUGGACA